GAAGCUACGUAAAUUUCUUCCUGGUAAAAUUCCUCUUAGAACUUCAUGAUAAUUUAUUUGCUCUGCGGAAAACAAUUUAUUAUGUGAACUUUAAAAGAAACAAGGUUGCACAUGUGUAAAAUAGACAAUAUGUUCUUGAUGAUAUCCAAUCCUACAGAACAGGUCAAGUAACCAUGGUAACUCAGUGUCGAUGAUCAAAAUAAAUAUUGCAAAAGGAUCCUAAAUUUCUGAGAGCAAGGUGAUGUUCCAUAAACAGGAACACAUGAACCAUUAAGUAACAAUGAUAUAGGUUUCUAUUGUAAAACAAAUCUGAAAUCAUGGCAUCUCUUCCCGAAGAAGAGGAGAAUUAUGUCCGAUUAGCGUUAUUAUUGAAAGGAGUGACACCUAGAGCAGUCCGUACUUAUUUUGACAGAGAAUUUCCACCUACCUCUCUACCCUCAACACUAAGUACAAGCCACAACACUCUUUUGGACUUAAAAGUAAAGAGAAUCAUAAACCAGGCUCAGUGGAAUCUUUUGAUUCCAAGAAAUGGGGUUCCGGAUUCCAAAACAUUUGAUGUAACGUUGAUGAUCUGUUUAAUCAGAAACUUGACAUCUAUCAAUCCUGCAAUCAAUGGAUUUGACAGUCUACCACUACCAGGGGAAACAACUCCAGGAUCUGAUCUAGCCAGGAUAAAAUGUUACAGGAAUAAACUAGCUCAUCAUGAUAGUAAUACAAUACAUACUGCUUAUUUCAAUACAGCAUGGAGAGAGAUAUCAGAUGCUGUAGGUCGAUUGGGAGGUCAAACAAUGUAUCAAGAGUGUCAAGGGUUAAAGGUGAAAAUCUUAGACCAGUCUAAUCAGGAAAUUAUGUUGGAAAUCAAACAAUCACUGGAAGAGUUGAAAGAACUGAAACUAACAAUAGACAAUUUGAAUAUGGAACAUUCAAAAGUUAUGGAAAUUUUGAAAGACCCAAUACCAUGGAACAUCAAAGAGCUGAUGAAAAAACAAAUAGAAGACUGGGAAAAGAAAGAUAAGAAGUUCGUGUCUACAAGAGCCAGUGAUUAUGUCAUGGAACAGUUACAGGACAACAGUUGCUUGACAUUAACCGCCCCAUCAGGAGUUGGAAAAUCAUUUAUUGCAAGACACACAGCACUUGUUUUAAAGAAGGAAGGAUACAAUAUAAUACCAGUGGAUUUACCAACAGACAUUAGAACUUAUUAUCAGCCUGGUAAACAGACAGUCUUUAUUUUAGAUGAUAUUUGUGGAAAUUUCACUGCGAAUCAACAACAGAUUGAUAACUGGAAACAGUUGUUACCUGUGAUUAAAACAAUUAUUGCAGACAAAUGUUGUAAGAUUAUUGUAUCUUGUAGAUUACAAGUCUAUAAAGAUGAAAAGUUUAAUAUAUUAUCACCUUUUAAAUCCUGUGAAUGCAAUUUAAUAUCAGAUAAGUUAUGUCUUACGUCUGUUGAGAAAACAAACAUAGCAAAAACUUAUAUUGGUACUAGCAUGAAAGAUAUUCAUGAUUUAUCUUCUAAAUGUGAUUUUUUCCCACUCUUAUGUUCCUUGUAUCACGAAAAAAAAGAUGUAAAUGUCAAAGAAUAUUUCAAAAAUCCUUUUGAUGUCUAUAAAAGUGAGCUAGAUAGGUUAAGUGAGCAUGGUGAUGAAGGGAACUAUAAAAUAUGUAGUCUGGCUUUAUGUGUUCUCUUUAAUAAUCAGCUAAAGGAAAAAUGGUUCCAGGGUAAAAUGACAGAUGAACAAGGACAGAUCAUAAAAGACACAUGUGAGGCUUGUGAAAUCACCAGUAUACCAAAAGCAAAACUGAAGAAAGCACUUGACACCCUAGAUGGUACUUUUAUAUAUAAACAGAAUGGUAUUUAUAGAACUGUACAUGAUAAACUAUUUGACUUCCUUGCUCAUUACUUUGGUCAGAAAAUGAUUGAAUGUUUAAUAGACCAUGGUGAUAGUGAUUUAGUACAUGAACGUUUUAUUUGGCAGAAGUCACCAGAUGACAAGAAUAGUAACAUAGACUUCAUUAUAGAAAUACCAGAUGAUUAUUUAGAAUCAUAUUUAAAAAGGUUUAUAAAGGACUGGUCAGCAGGAAAGGUGACAGAUGUAUUCAGUAACAUUAAUAUGGAUGUAUCAUCAUUCAGACAAAAGUUAUUACAGUACUUACUACAACUAGAUAAAUCACAACAAGUAACAUUAGCCAAUACAAAGGAUACAGUGAUACCAAAGGAGGAGUAUGGAUCAGGUACUACUCCACUGGUAUGGACUUGUUAUGAUGGUUAUACUGGUAUGGUACAGUGGUUGUUACAUAAUGAUGUGGAUGUGGAUCAAUGUAGAGAUGAUAGGGUUACUGGACUUAACAUGGCAAGUCAGGAAAGACAUACUGAUAUAAUAAAGUUACUGUUAGAGAGGAAUCCUAAUGUUGAUCUAUGUAACAAGAAUGGCUGUAGUCCUCUGUACAUGGCAAGUAAUAAAGGAAAUACUGAUAUAGUAAAGUUACUGUUAGAGAAGAAUCCUAAUGUAGAUCUAUGUAACAAGAAUGGCUGUAGUCCUCUGUACAAGGCAAGUUAUAAAGGACAUACUGAUAUAGUAAAGUUACUGUUAGAGAAGAAUCCUAAUGUUGAUCUAUGUAACAAUGAUGGCUAUAGUCCUCUGUACAUGGCAAGUCAGAAUGGACAUACUGAUAUAGUAAAGUUACUGUUAGAGAGGAAUCCUAAUGUUGAUCUAUGUAACAAGGAUGGCUGUAGUCCUCUGUACAGGGCAAGUCAGAAUGGACAUACUGAUAUAGUAAAGUUACUGUUAGAGAAGGAUCCUAAUGUUGAUCUAUGUAACAAUGAAGACUGUAGUCCUCUGUACAGGGCAAGUCAGAAUGGACAUACUGAUAUAGUAAAGUUACUGUUAGAGAAGAAUCCUAAUGUUGAUCUAUGUAAAAAUAAUGGCUUUACACCACUGAUCCAGUCAUGUAGUAAUAACCACAACAGUAUAUUCCAGCUAUUAAUGAAACAUAAACCAAACAUUAAUGCCCAGACAUUUGAUGGUGGUAAUUCUUUAUAUUUCAGUGCAAAGAAUGGGAACCUAGAGAUAACACAGUUACUAUUAGAGAACAAUGCUGACUAUAAUAUCUGUAUCCUUAGUAAACAAGUAUUAACAGAUAUAUAUACUAACCAGCCAGGGUACACAUUAGAUGAAGGAAAACAAUUAUUAUUUGAUAGCUUGGUAGAGAAUACAUCAUCACACGUAACAGAUUAUGUCAGUAAGAAGUCAGUAGAGUAUGCCUUUGAUGUAGUAGCUGGUUCUUAUCCAUUACACAUUGCUUGUUAUAUGGGUAGGACAGAUGUAGUCAAUUGUCUUCUGGACCACAAUGCUAACAUCAACAUGACAAAAGAAGAAGGAACUACACCAUUAUUUUAUGCAUGUGAAGUAGGACAUGAGGAUAUUGUACAUUUAUUGUUAGACAGAGGAGCAGAUACACAGAUAUGUAGACUAGAUGGGAAAUCCCCUUUAAAUAUUGCAACAGAUAAUGGACAUACAUCUAUAGUAGUGAUUGUAACAGAACACAUGACGAAGGAGGACAAACUUUCUUCUUAACUCUUGUUCUUUAGUCGGUGGUUCUUUAUGACAUGUAAAAAAACAUGCAAGGGAUGUUGAAAUGUUGUCUUUUAAACUCUUGUUCUUUUGUCAGUGGUUUGUUUUUACAUGUAAAAAUCAUGCAGCAGAUGAGAGAAAAAAACUUUUAUUUUACCUUCUUGUUGAUUGGUGUUUGAUUAAUAUCUACUAAAAUUCAUCCUUUCUCUCCAUUUCUACACAUGUAGUUAAGCUUCACAUUACAUGAAUAUACAUCUAAAUUGUAUUACAAGGAAUAGAAAAAACAUUUUAGAUUCGAAUGCAGUAAACACAUUUUGUUGAUGCCAAUGAAUAAAACUGUACCACACUUAGUAAACAUUGUAUUUCUAUUAUUACUUAGUAUUUUUUUAAUUACUUCAUUGUUUUCUAAAGUCACAUUUCUUUCUGCCUGAUGAGUCAGGCUAUUGUUUGUCUUAUUUAGUGUCACUAAUAAAAUUCCUCUCUUUUUGAAUGGCAAAGUUAAUUUUAAUAGACAGACAAAUUCACAAUCAUAUCAUUGCCAAAUUUGCUUCUCAUGUUAAAUAUUCCACAUUUUAGUGAUAGUAUGACAUACUUAAUAUACUGUAUUAUUGGUAGGAUAGGUGUAGUCCAUUGUCUUCUGAACCACAAUGCUAACAUCAACAUGACAAACGAAGAUGGAACAUCACCAUUAUUUUAUGCAUGUGAAGUAGGACAUGAACAUAUUGUACGAUUAUUGUUAGAUGGUACAGUUAUAUACAGCGGUAUGGGCUUUGCUCAUUGUUGAAGGCCGUACGUUGACCUGUAGUUGUUAAUUUCUGUGUCAUUUGGUCUCUUGUGAAGAGUUGUUUCAUUGGCAAUCAUACCACAUCUUCUUUUUUAUGUAUAUAGAUAUAGACUACCAUUUUAUUUGUAUUGUUACGUAGAGUCAAGAUUUAUCUUGUGUAACAUCUUACUGAUUGUAUGACAUACUUUAUAUACUGUAUAAAAAUAUAGACAACCAUUUGAUUUGUAUUGUUAUGUAGAGUGGAGAUUUAUCUUGUGUAACAUUUUAUUUAUUAUAUGACAUACUUUAUUCACUAUAUACAAAUGUAGCCUACCAUUUUAUUUGUAUUGUUAUGUUUGUUCGUGUUUUCUCUUGUGUAUGUAUUCCUUUCUAUAUUUUUGCUAUUUACAUGACAAACCCCUAUAUUGUUUGUUUUGUUUGGAUGUUGGGGUACUGUAUAAUUGCAAGAUAAAUAUGUUGUAUUUAAUCUGUUAAUAGAACUAAUUAUUAUGAGACGUAAUAACCAUACUUUCUAAAGAAAAAAAACAGUGAUCUAUAUGCUAAAGAAAUAAAUAUUGUAUCACAGCAGGUCUGAAAGGCCAUGUGAGAUCUGUCAUCACUUUGGGUUCAUUGUCUGUUUGUCUUUCAGUCUAUUGCUUUUCAGCUUUUGAAAGAUGAUUUUAUUUGAUACCUUGAAUCAGUUUUUACUUAAUUUUGUAUGCAUUUUUCCUUCUGGUUUGUAAUACAUUCAAAUUUAUAUUCAGCCCCCACCCCCCAUCCCAUAUAGGUUUUCAAUAAAUUAUCUGUUGAUAUAUGUCUUGCUCAUUUUGAUUAUCUUUAUAUCUAUAAAAUUAAUAGACAUUUUCAUAUGAUUGAUUUAAAGAUUUUUUAUUCUUUUUUCUUAUGUAACUUUUAGUCUUUAUAUUGGGAAAAUAGUACUGACAAAGAUAAUACUAAAUAUAUUGUUUUUGUUUCACAU
Messenger RNA from Mytilus californianus (California mussel), 5314 nucleotides. RefSeq lists its product as uncharacterized. The record is from RefSeq and is a predicted model, not a curated record. Gene Ontology annotation, molecular function: protein binding. The transcript has 6 exons. The coding region runs from base 318 to 3575 and encodes 1085 amino acids. Lineage: Eukaryota; Metazoa; Mollusca; Bivalvia; Mytilida; Mytilidae.